Messenger RNA from Gopherus evgoodei (Goodes thornscrub tortoise), 741 nucleotides. It is a transcript of the gene PPP1R14A, whose product is annotated as protein phosphatase 1 regulatory inhibitor subunit 14A. NCBI's taxonomy places the organism in Eukaryota, Metazoa, Chordata, Testudines, Testudinidae. Gene Ontology annotation, molecular function: protein serine/threonine phosphatase inhibitor activity. Gene Ontology annotation, biological process: regulation of phosphorylation. Gene Ontology annotation, cellular component: cytoplasm. The transcript has 4 exons. The record is from RefSeq and is a predicted model, not a curated record. Bases 25 to 441 code for a protein of 138 amino acids.
CUCCCGUGGCGGCGCCGGGCAGGGAUGGCUGCGAACCGGGUGGGCAGGCGGCUGGGACGGGGGUCCCCGGCGCGCUCUCCGGGGAGUCCCCGGGCGGAGCCGGCCCGCAGCCCCGGGAUCCAGAAGCGCCAGACGCGGGUGACGGUGAAGUACGACCGGCGGGAGCUGCAGCGGCGGCUGGACACAGAGAAAUGGAUCGACGGGCGCCUGGAGGAGCUGUACCGGGGCCGGGAGGCAGAGAUGCCGGAUGAAGUGAACAUUGAUGAACUCCUGGAGCUGGAUGCAGAUGAGGCACGGGCUGCGCAGCUGCAAGGCAUCCUGAAGUCAUGUCACAACAACACGCAGGCCUUCGUGCAGGAGCUGCUCCUGAAGCUGCGGGGGCUCCAGAAGCAGCAGGUCCUGCAGCGGCGGCCCAGCCCAGAGCUCCAAGAGCGAGCAUGACCCCUGCCCAGGGAGGGGCCCCCUGCGGCCCUUGGCAGUGGCAGCUUCCUCCAGACGAGUGGGACCAGCGAGGCCCUGCAAAUCCAGCCUGGGGCCGGGGGUUGCUGGCGGAGCCUCCUGCCUGACAGCUUGUGCCCCUGCACCUGGGGGUGGCACAGGCCUGGCAGUGCACAGUGCCCUGCCCCCCAGCAGCCCCCUGGACAGUAUCCCCCUGCCCCAGUAUAAAUCUCUGGCGAGCCGAGGGGUUGGGGCUCAGCGGGUACCUUUUGGUCUGUAAUAAAGCCUUGCUUUGGAGCACUG